Didymodactylos carnosus is the source of this 753-nucleotide messenger RNA. Lineage: Eukaryota; Metazoa; Rotifera; Eurotatoria; Philodinida; Philodinidae. The record is from the annotation of a GenBank genome assembly.
AUGGGUUUUGGUAAUCUCGAAUCAACCGAUGGUCUUCAAUUGUUAAAUUCAUUUUUAGCAGACAAAAGUUAUAUCGAAGGAUUCCACCCAUCUCAAGGUGAUAUUGUCGUCUAUGAAACCCUUAGAAAAACACCACCAAAAGAAUUAGAAAAUGCAUUUCGUUGGUAUAAACACAUUUCCUCAUUUGAUAAUAACGAAAGACAGAAAUUUAAAGGAGAACGAAAAACAAUUGAGCAUUAUGGUCGAGUACAUGGACAAGAUAGUCUUGAAAAGCAUUCUUUUAAAUCACUGUCAAUUGAUCCUCACGCUAAUUCACGUGAACAAACAUCUACAACAAGCUCAACGGUGACGAAAGCUAAGAGCGGAGAUGAUGACGAUAUCGACCUGUUUGGAUCUGAUGAUGAAGAAAACGAAGAAGAAAAGAAAAUACGUGAAGAACGAUUAAAAGCUUAUGCGGAUAAAAAAUCCAAGAAGCCAGGACCAAUCGCAAAAAGUACAAUUGUUCUAGACGUAAAACCGUGGGAAGACACCACUGACUUGGUUGAAAUGGAACGUCUGGUACGUUCAAUUACAUUAGAUGGACUUGUUUGGGGUGCAUCUCGUUUAGUGCCAUUGGCAUUCACAAUCAAGAAACUUCAAAUAAAUUGUGUUGUUGAGGACGAUAAAGUUGGCACAGAUAUUCUUGAAGAACGUAUUAUGGAAUUUGAAGAAUAUGUUCAAUCCGUUGAUGUCGCUGCAUUUCAAAAAAUAUAG